AUGGGGAUAGUACAGACCCUACUGGAAUCAAUUGUGGAACCAGAUGUAUGCGAACGAUUUGGUUGUUCCCGUGUCGGGCCAAUGAAUGGUUCCAGUUCCGUAUCAUCUGCCAGUCGUUCCAAUGCAGUGCCGGAUUCACACGCCGGUGCACAAAACAGAUCACAAAGGUACAAACGACCAAGCGUUCCGGAAUCGGGUGCAUUACCUCAGCAACAAACGAAUCGAAAUUCCACCGAGAACAAGCCAUCCAAUCAGUAUACACCACAUCAGCUGCAGGCUGUGACCCGUAUCCGGCAGGCCAGAACGCAUCAGGAACGUUUGGGUGUUAGUUAUCAAGCAAGCCUGGACGAAAUCAAUCGAGCCUAUCGAAAAUUGGCAUUCACGGUGCAUCCUGAUAAGAAUUUCGCACCUGGAAGUGAAGAAGCCUUUAAACUGCUCGUCGCAGCUCGGACAGCUCUCAUGCAUCAACCAGACCUUCCAAAUUCGAAUUACAAAUUUCAUGCAGCAUUUUGA
Messenger RNA from Echinostoma caproni, 513 nucleotides. The record is from the annotation of a GenBank genome assembly. NCBI's taxonomy places the organism in Eukaryota, Metazoa, Platyhelminthes, Trematoda, Plagiorchiida, Echinostomatidae.